UAGGGGCAGAGCAACAUUUCAAUAAUAAAAUCGCCACUGUCAGGCGGAUAUACACGGAAACAAGCCAACUACAGUCGCUUUCUAAGGGAAAUAUGAAUUGACCUGCUGGAAACCGCCUUUCUUUAUAUUACAUUGAUAAUACAAGCUGGAAACAAGACUGGAUUCACUUGCCUACAGGUGAACACAUUUUAAUGUGAAUACUGAAAAUUAUUUGGCUGGCAUCGUGCAUGUUCACACCUAACUGCAGAACGUUAACCGGGGCUUCGAUAUUAAAGGCUAAACGAUAUGGCUGUUUUCAUGUUUUCGUUACUCGUCCAUGUGGGAAUUGUUGUUGGAUCAAAUUAUGGAUAUAUGGAAUGGUCCGAGCACCAGAGAGACGCUGAAAUAGGAGCAAAGCAACCCAUCUACAACAUUCAUAUUAACAGUCAAGAACCACAGCAUCAUGCGCCUUAUUUGCAGAAGCCCGCGACCGAGCGCUCGAUCUUAGCACAGAAAAUCGAGGAGGAUCUACCCAGAGUGGUUACGGCUUUUCUUCAUACAGGAGAUUCGUCAACGUUAAAGCAUGCGAACUGUUCACGGAGAUACGAGCUGAGCAGUCUGCGUGACAGACCAUACACGACUUCCCAUUAUUCCCUACACAGUGUGAUGGAUACCGUGAUUCAAGCCACAAACUUCCUCAAUUUGAUUUUACAAACCAACAGGUCCAGGGGGCACGACCUCCGACAAGACAUAGAGUGGUACCAUGCGUUAGUCAGGAGUAUAUUGGAAGGGGAUCCAAAAAUUCACCGGGCUGUGCUCACGUUCAACACUGAAUCAUUAGCACCGGGUCCCAACGUCUUCCUACAAGCCACGAGAGCGGGAAGCGAGAUAGUUCUCCAAGAUCUGUCGAUGGCGGCCCACCAUCACCUGAAAAACAAGACGCCGGAGACAGAAUGGUUCCAUGAGUUCCGGGACCGAAAAACCCCCCAACUGCACAGGAGAGUGCUGAGCCACGACAUCAAAUCUCUGGAUGCUUCCCUCAGGAGAGGAGACGGUUAUGUUAUUGAUAAAACUCAGAUUAAGUGGUCGGCGCCUUACCUCGAGUGCGAAAAUGGGAACUUCAUUCCAAAGUGGCUCCUCACGUUAUCUGCUGCGUUCUACGGCCUAAGUCCAAACAUGGCCCCUGAGUUCAGAGGUGUGGUCCGGGUGGACGUCAGUCUGCAGGAUGUGGACAUAGACCAGUGCUCCAGUGAUGGAUGGUUCGCUGGGACCCACAGAUGCAACCUUACCAGUAUGGAGUGCAUACCAAUACGGGGCUACGGAUUUGUGCUGGACAGAUACAAGUGCCAGUGUAAGAAAGGCUUCUACCAUCCCAGGAGAGUGGCUGUCAAUGGCUUCAAAACUAAGGAGAAGGAGAGGGCAGUUUUGGGGAGUUCCGAAGGAGACGGGGUGACAGAGGAGGGCUCCAGCAAUUGCCUGCCCUGCAUGGAGGGGUGCGCAUACUGUAGGGAUGACACACCCUGCCACACCCAGGAAGACGGCAUCCUGCGUGUGGCCAUCAUCUCCUUCCAGGGACUGUGCAUGCUGGGAGAUUUCAUAGGCAUGGUGCUGGCCUACCACUUCCGCAGGAAUAAGAGUAUCAGAGCGUCUGGACUUGUCCUUCUGGAGGCUAUUCUGUUCGGAGGCCUGCUUCUCUACUUCCCUGUUGUCAUAUUAUACUUUCAGCCCAGUGUAUUCCGCUGCAUCCUGCUGAGAUGGGUUCGACUCCUGGGAUUCGCCACUGUUUACGGGACUGUGACUCUGAAGCUGUACAGGGUUCUAAAGGUGUUCCUGUCCCGGACAGCACAGAGAAUUCCCUACAUGACCAGCUGGCGUGUCCUGCGACUGUUGGGUAUCAUUCUCCUCAUCGUCUGUUGGUUUCUUGUGGCCUGGACAUCGGCUGUCUGUCAGAACCUGGACAGAAACCUUUCCCUCAUAGACGUGGGCUCCACUCCCGAUGGACUGCAGUUCAGCAUGUGUCUGCUGGACCGCUGGGACUACAUGAUGGCAGUUGCCGAGUUUCUUUUCCUUCUGUGGGGAGUGUACCUUUGCUACGCCGUGAGGACGGUGCCUUCAGCAUUCCAUGAGCCUCGAUACAUGGCUGUCGCCGUCCACAACGAGCUUGUCAUCUCUGCAAUAUUCCAUAUCAUCAGGUUCAGUUUGGCCUCUGGACUCCACCCUGAUUGGAUGCUCAUGUUAUUCUUUGCUCACACUCACCUGACGGUGACUGUGACUCUGGGGUUGCUGCUUGUCCCAAAGUUCUUGUUCACAGGGACUCACACUAGGGAUGACAUUGCCACAGAGGCCUAUGAGGAUGAGCUGGACAUGGGUCGGUCGGGGUCUUACCUAAACAGCAGCAUAACUUCGGCUUGGAGCGAACACAGCCUGGACCCAGAAGACAUCCGGACCCCAGAUGAAAUCGGCCCACUCAGUUCUAUUAAUGGCUGUGGCGUAAGGUCUUGCGACAGUCUUUGGGAAAAACGUACCAAUGAAGAGCUGAAGAAACUGUAUGCCCAGCUGGAGAUCUAUAAGCGGAAAAAGAUGUUGGCUAACAACCCACACCUGCAGAAGAAGAGGAGCUCCAAGAAGGGCUUAGGCCGCUCCCUCAUGCGGCGAAUUACCGAGAUCCCAGAGACAGUGAGCCGGCAGUGCAGCCGGGAGGACAAGGACCAAGGGGAUCAUGGGAGCAACCGUAACAGCAUCUGCGCCCUGCGGAAGAACCCCUUUGAUCCUUCCCAUGCUUCCAAGCCCAAAGACGACUCCUCCAUAAGCAAGGUCUUCUCCCUCAAGAAGUCCCACAGCAGCUAUGACCAUGUGCGGGAUCAGAGUGAGGACUGCAACAGCUCGGCUACUGACAAGAUGGAGGUCUCGACCACUGAGAGCUCCCUGCUGGAUGCCCUGAUGGGCAAGAAGCUUGUAAAGAAAAAGUCUGUGGACAAGGUGGACCUUGAAUCCACUGAGUCCGUCCCCCUGGUGUGCAAGUCUGCCAGCGCACACAACCUGACUGCUGACAAGAAGCCCAUCCACCCCAGGACUUCCAUGUUGCAGAAAUCCUUGAGUGUCAUCGCCAGCGCCAAGGAGAAAACCCUGGGGCUCACAGGUAAAAUCCAGAGCAUGGAGGAUAGUGUAAAAAAAGGCCACCAUAAAGGCAAGGAGGGUAAGGUAGCCCCAGAAACGGAAGAGAACCAAGACUGCUACCCAAAGGUGAUACCCGCCAGCCAGUCAGUGGAGUACAAGCAGACCGCCGGCAAGGCUGGGAUCAUGAAGCAGCAGGUGAGCGGGAGCCAGCCGUCCAUCUGCUCCGAGGCAGUAAAAAACAAAGAGCUCUAUGACCUCUCAGAGGUGUGCCCUUGGGAAAUGGAAGAUAUCCCCAUGCACUCCGAAAAUAGGGUCCAGAAGCAUGUGUCCAUCGCCCCUAGGGAGACAACUACAUUCCAUGGGAACGGCACCAAGGGGAAAAUGCAGCAGAAGCAGAAGACUGUGGACCAGUCCCCUUCGAACGGCAAGCGCUCAAAAGAGAAGCUGGUGGACCGGUCAGAUAUAUGCCCCUGGGAAGCCGAGGGGGAUGAGGGACAGGGUCUGGUGGAGGCUGUCAAGCCUGAGACGGCCAAUCAGACAGCUAGUACUGCCAGGGAGAAGGCCAAAAUACAGAAGGCUGAGGUUUGCUCAUGGGAAGAACCGCCGGCCAAGGUGGUUGAGGCAGCCCAAUCCCCAGAGAAGGUCAGGGGAAAUAAGAGUGCCAUGUCGGUGGAUGCUAAAGUAAAGGAACCCAAGACAGACCAGCCUAAGUCCACUGGCAGCCUCCUACAGCCCUCCACCACCAAGGCGGACGUCUGCCCCUGGGAUUAUGACACUCCACUGACCCCGAGUCCUGAAAAGACUCCCAGUCCCACUCAGGUUUCUAAAAAGGAGUCACCCCCAAAAAAGAAAGGGGCACUGCCCACAGCCACGCAAACGUCAGAGAGGGAAAUAGAGAAAGAAAAGGCGAAAGACAAAGACGACGAGAAAAUCAAAUCAAAGAGCAAGGAUAAAAUUAUAUCCAGCAAACCAGCUGAGAAGCAUAUGAGCAAAUCUAAAAUGGCAGAGGUCUGUCCCUGGGAUAUAGAUAGCUGUCAGGAAAUGCCAGUGGCAGACAAACGGAAAAGUGCCACAAAUGAACUGGGGCCAGCCAAAAGCAAGCAAGCCGACAUUUGCCCGUGGGAUUAUGAGGCUGUGCCAGACAGCAAAGGACUAGAUAAAAAUGCUUCCACAGUGAAACAAAAUGCCACUAGUUCCAAAGGGGGGGUUGCCAGCAAUGCCAAAAUGGCUGAUGUUUGCCCAUGGGACUUUGAUGAUCAAACAUCAGGGAAAAAGGCAUGACACUUGGACAUAUCUUGAAUGUUUAGUUCUCAUUAUACAGUACAUUUUUUUUCAUAGGAUGAAGUCCUGUAAUGUAAGCCUUUCAAUUAGGAGGCGUGAAGAGGAUUUAUUUAUUUAUUUGUUAUUUUUUGCACAAGUUGCCUUUUUUCCAAUGUUUUAUUUCUGUUUUGUGUGUUUUUCUUUUUUUGGAAGAAAAAAGCAAAGAACAAAAUGAGAAACUGUCUUAAAAUGAAGCAUUCCAGAUUCCUACUGAGUAUUUGCUGAAAUCUUAUAAGAUUAAAGUUGGUCUUACAAUUAUGCAACUCUGAGUCACUUUAUCUGCAGUGUAGAAUAUGUUCAUAAAUUUGUUACAUUGCAUGUGUACACAGGCAUUUUUUCAACCAGUUCUUUCAUUUAAUGAAGAAUGCAUUGCUUAUAGUGCAUUUUAGUUCAUUUCACAAGGGAAAAUUAUGAAACAAUACCCCUGCUGGAACUUGCUGGACAGGAUAUUAUGUAAAUAUGUGCUUUAAUGCUGGCUUAAGGGAUGAAUGUGUACACGGGUUACACGAGUCAAGCAAGGGGCUCAGUACACAAAACAUAAGGAUGCCAAAGAUAUAUUGUAAGAUGUAGUGCAAAAUAUCUCCCAAGAUUCACUACCCGCCUCAAAAACAGAACAACAAACCUGGAAAAUGAAAGCAAAACUGGCAAUGGAGCAGAUUAUAGCACUUUAUUACAUAUCUCCUUGGUCUUAACCAGAUUAUUGGAGAAAUCUUUUUUCAGAUAAGAUUCCUUUUCAACAUAUUCAGCUGGUCCAUUCAAAAGGUGUCUGACGGGUCGCUGUAUAAAGCUUCAUAACACCAGAACCUCACUGAGUCACUGGGUGUUCAAUGUGCAAAGCAAGGCUUAUUUGGUUCUUGUUAAUGUUUCCUUUACUUUUUCUUCUCUUUGGUGUGAGAUUCUUUCUGAAGCCCUUAAGGAAAACGAAAACUACCAGGCCUUCAGAAAUAUACCAUGUGCCUCCUCAGUCUAAUUGUAGUAGCCUUAGAUAAAUUAAUCUGAAUCAGUUAAUCUGAGAGCUGAAGCCAUGGAGAAACAAGUUUCAGCAAGAAUUUACAUCUGUUUUAGCCAUCAUUAGUCCAAGAUGUCCUUUUUUGUGAGUAGGGAGAAGAGUUUUGAGUUGAUUGGCAACAAGUGUCUGUGUGCUCUGGUUUCAGUGGUAUUUUUCAGCAAUGAUAGUUAACAGCUUGGCAGGUGCGAGUAGAACCUGUGGCCAGUGUGGUGCACUGACUGGAACCACAAAUAAAUAAAUAAAAACAAAAAAGUAGAUGCAACCAUUUCCUGUCAGACAUAAUAUUUGUGUAACUCAUCACCUAGACAAUUCAUAUUUCUUAUAUGAAUGCAUGUAGAAUAUUUUGAAUGAUGAUUUAUUUAUUUACAGAUAUGUGCAGCUGUAAUUUAUUCAAAGAACCUUUCAUGGUUAAAGCUCAAUGCAUUGGAAUAUGAAACAUUAUUUUACAAUUCAGUUGUUUGUUGAAUUUUUUUUUUUUUUUUACAGUGUAAGUGCUUUUCACUGUACGUAUAGCAGAUGCAUUUGAAUACAUAUAUUUUUCCACCAUAAUGGCAGAAUAAUCUUCGUCAUUUUUGGAACAUUCCAUGUUUUUAUAUUUUUAUUUAUUUAUUUUAUAUUUAAUGUUUUAGUUUUUCUAAAUUUAUCAUCAAAUACCAAUUUUUUUAUGGAAUAUCUUGCAGAUUGUAAAUGGAAUGAUGUUUUAUUCUAAAAGGCGGGACAUUGCCAACUAUUCAAUUGUUAAACUAGAUGUAGGUUGUUUCUUUAUAUUGGCGGUUUAGGAAAGAUAUCAAGACUCCUGAAGGCUUCCAAAGGAUAUAGUAGGCGUAAUUUAGAAAAUAAUACUGUCACUGUUUUAGAAUAAAUUAAUAGCAAUUUGUUAUGUCAUUCUGACCAGAGAGAAAAAAAAAUGUGUGUAGAUUUUUACUCAUGUGUUUAUUUUUAUAGAGAAGAAAUAUUCGACACAAAGCAAUUUUUGUUCUCCUAAAUAAAUGCUCACAGCUCAUACACUAGUGUACUGCCUCUGGCCUUGUUCUCCUUAUGUUUCUGUGCUGAUUUUGGUGUUUUUCACCUAGAUGAAUACUGAUAUUGUAAAGAAAAACAAUAACGAUAAUAUAAAAAUAACAAUACACACAGGAGAAAUAAAUAGAAACCAUGCAAUAAGGGUUUUUUGGUCAGUAUCUCUAUGGAACAUCAUAGUAAUCCUCUUGUUCCUGUGUAUUUCUAUUGAGUAUUGUUUUUCUUGUUUUGGACAAGAAGACAUUAAGGUAGGGCAAAUCUCUCACACAGUGUAUGUAAUAGUCAACAAAAUGCGUUCCCGACAGUGUAGAUUACAAUAAAAAUUCUGAAUUACAUUUAAAUCCACCAAGUUUUUAUAUGUUAUAAUGUUAUUAUUUUAGCCAUAACUAUAGACAAUUACAGACACGAGAGCCUAGUUUAGCUCAACACACCUGGUAGUAAACAUUGUGUCUUACUUUUGUCUCUGUGAUGAAAUAUGUUUCUCUUGAUCUCUUAUCCAAAAUGGGAAAUGUUUCAAAUACGCAAAUGUCAGCUUUAAAAAGUAUUACUAGUCUGUGCUGUUAGUUUAUCCCUGAUAGGAGAUUGUGUGAAUUAGAAUGAACUGCAUCUCCCCUAUUGAUUGUUAUGGAUCGAUGUUCCAAUGCAGCAUUUGUAGAACAUAGCUAAUGGUACAACAUGCAUACACAGACCCCUUUCCUAACACCUCAUACCCUAAAAGCACCUUGAAAUUCUGAAUGUCAAGUAAGAGCAUGUGUGUAGUCGUCUUGGCCAAUGGGAAAUUAGAUCCACUAAAAGCAUCUUUGAGUGUCCACUGUUGAAACGCACCACUGCGUGGGCAUGCCUGUUCAUCAUAUUGUUUUUAGCAGAAAAAACAUGUUAAACAUCAAUAGGUAACACCUCUCCCCCAUCAUCCCCCAAUAAUAAAUGCAUUAAUUUAUAAAUAGAACCUGUUGGGUCAGGCACACAGAAUGAAUAUCCUUAAAAUUGUAUCUAAUUCCAGUGAAAGUCUGGUCAUAAUUACAAUGCAAAUUAAACCCUGGUUUACCAUUUCCUUCUUCUAUCAACUUUGCAGUUAUCCAUUUCCAAUGUAUACUUCUCUUUCAUUCUCUGCUGUUUCUGUGUGUAACCCUAGACCAUGUCCUCGAAAAUAAAACUAUUGCACAGUUUUUUUGUUUGUUCUAUUUUGUUUAAAUUGUUUCAUAAUACAGCACUUCAGCAUAAGUCUUAAAAAAAACCUGUCUUUACCAGUAACCGUUCCGAUAACAAUAAAUGCGUGUCCUAAUGCUAAUUAGAUUCCUGUUGGGUUUUUAUAUGGUGACUUCUGUUUGUUUGUUUGUUUGUUCUACCGGCUUCUUUUGUGACUUAAUGAUGUCACCUAAUGGGGAAUACUACUCAAUGCUGUAGCUGUAACUGUAACUGUUGCUCAAGUGGCUUCUGCAUGAAAACAAUAAUUAGUAGGACUGAUGUUUCACUGCCCUUGAAAAACUUUGAUCUUUUGGACUGUUAUGAAUUGUAUAGUGAGUGAAACUGUACCUUACCUACUGUAUUACAUGCUUGUUAUACUAAAUGCUCUAUGACAAGCUUAUAGCAUCCACAUGGAAAUAUUUGUUAGAUUUAUAUUGUGUUAUAUUGUGAUAGCAUGUAAAUAAAAUACCUCCUCUGCAAUAAAAAUUUAUAUGAAAUUCAAA
This is a messenger RNA of Conger conger (European conger), 8130 nucleotides long. It is a transcript of the gene gpr158a, whose product is annotated as G protein-coupled receptor 158a. Gene Ontology annotation, molecular function: G protein-coupled receptor activity. The transcript has 12 exons. Gene Ontology annotation, biological process: G protein-coupled receptor signaling pathway. Bases 286 to 4377 code for a protein of 1363 amino acids. Gene Ontology annotation, cellular component: membrane. The record is from RefSeq and is a predicted model, not a curated record. Lineage: Eukaryota; Metazoa; Chordata; Actinopteri; Anguilliformes; Congridae.